This is a messenger RNA of Nasonia vitripennis (jewel wasp), 1277 nucleotides long. RefSeq names its product protein YIPF5 (gene Yip1d1). Gene Ontology annotation, cellular component: trans-Golgi network. NCBI's taxonomy places the organism in Eukaryota, Metazoa, Arthropoda, Insecta, Hymenoptera, Pteromalidae. The record is from RefSeq and is a predicted model, not a curated record. The transcript is spliced from 2 exons. Gene Ontology annotation, biological process: vesicle fusion with Golgi apparatus; endoplasmic reticulum to Golgi vesicle-mediated transport. The coding region runs from base 149 to 931 and encodes 260 amino acids.
CAUUCGACUGGCAUUGGGCAGUGGGCGCAUGAUCUCAAUAUUGUGUUUGUUGUCGUCAGCUUUUCAAUCAGCUGUUCAGUAAAUUUGCAAGACGUAUAUAAUUGUACUGUAGUUUUUAAUUUAGUAUAGAAAUUAAAAAUUUGUAAAUAUGUCCGGUUUCUCGCAACAGGAUAAUUAUUGGACGCCACCACCACAAAAUCAAUACAAUUUUGAUAACAGUGGUUUUGGACAACCUAACCAACAAUUUGAUUUUAGAAACUAUACUGACCAACAAUCUGGAGAAUAUGCACCUUAUUCUCAACAAGAAUACUUAAAUCCAAACCAAACUGCAUAUACUGGUGAACUUUAUACUCCUGAUAACUAUAAUCAAGGAUCAAACACUUUCACUGAUGAAGAAGAUGAACCACCCCUUUUGGAAGAGUUAGGAAUAGAUCCAGAUAGAAUUUUGCAGAAGACACUGGCCGUUCUUAAUCCUUUUCACAGGCGAGGACAAACAGAUGAUGCAAAUUAUCUUUUACAAGAUUCAGACUUAGCAGGGCCAUUGGCAUUCUGUUUACUUCUUGCAGCAUUUCUACUUUUGGCUGGAUCAAAAGCACAUUUUGGAUAUGUUUAUGGAUUAGCUUUCACUUCUUGUAUAUUAAUGUACAUACUGCAAUCCUUAAUGAGUAGCACAGGAAACAUUACGAUUGCAUCAGUUGCAUCAGUAUUGGGUUAUUGCAUACUUCCCGUUGUUGGAUUAGCAGGAUUAGGUAUUUUCACUAGUCUUCGUGGACCAAUUGGGUUGAUUCUUGCUUUACUAGCUGUUGCAUGGGCUACCUUAUCUUCUUCUAGAUUGUUUUGUGCCAUGUCUGGUGAAGAAAAACAAAGAUUCUUAAUUGCUUAUCCUUGUCUUCUGUUAUAUGGAGUGUUUACAUUAAUAGUGAUUUUUUGAAUAAAGUUUUUGCAUACAUAUUUAUAAUAAAAUUAAAAACAUAUAUAACAAAUAAUAAUUUUGUAAAACAAUCAAUAUUUCAUGAAUAUUUAUUAAUAUUCUGUUUAAUUAUAAAUCUUUACAAUUAAAUAAGAGUUGUGUUCAUUUGAUUAUGAAAUUAUUUGAAUGAAAAUUUUUUAAUCUACAUAUAAAAAUACAACGUUUUGUUAUUAAAUUGUACAACUUAUACUUGCUAUGAAGACCAUGCUGUAAAUAUACUAAAUUACAAAAUGUUAUUAGAAAACUACAAGCUUAAUUAUAACUAAAUAAACGUUUGAUGACCAAGAAAAAAAGAUACCUGUACAUA